This is a messenger RNA of Laccaria bicolor S238N-H82, 165 nucleotides long. RefSeq lists its product as uncharacterized. The record is from RefSeq and is a predicted model, not a curated record. Bases 1 to 165 code for a protein of 54 amino acids. Lineage: Eukaryota; Fungi; Basidiomycota; Agaricomycetes; Agaricales; Hydnangiaceae. The transcript has 3 exons.
AUGGACACUCUAAACGGAUGCCUGUGCAGUGUGGUAUUGCACUCAGGAUGCAAUGGCUUGGUAAAAUGUAAAAGGGUUGGAUGUGAGACUCAACAGUACCACCUACAAUGUGUUGCAUUGGAGAUAGCCCCACGAAAUUGGGUAUGCGAAGACUUAGAGGAUUAG